Messenger RNA from Nothoprocta perdicaria, 1400 nucleotides. RefSeq names its product coordinator of PRMT5 and differentiation stimulator (gene COPRS). Gene Ontology annotation, cellular component: nucleus. Bases 117 to 629 code for a protein of 170 amino acids. The record is from RefSeq and is a predicted model, not a curated record. The transcript is spliced from 4 exons. NCBI's taxonomy places the organism in Eukaryota, Metazoa, Chordata, Aves, Tinamiformes, Tinamidae. Gene Ontology annotation, molecular function: histone binding.
CGGAGGCGGGUCGGACCGGGCCGGCUGUGGCUCUUGGGCGCGGUGCGGAAGGCGGCUGCUGGUGCUCUGAGGGCCCCGCGCAGCAGCUGCCCUUGUGGCCAGUGGACGUGGCGGGGAUGGCUGCUGUCGUGGGGUGCGUGCCCCUCGAGGAGGAGCAGGGCCCCAGCGACGGGGGUGCUGCGACAUGGGCGCCCGGGCGAGAAUGUUUCCCGAAGAAUAUUGCAAAUGUUGCUGAGAGUGGGGCUCAAGAUGAUGAAUUCUCAGAUAUCUCCCACAGCGAAGAAGAUGUUAGUGAAUUUGCAGUUGAAUCUAUUAACUCCUGGUCGGAUCUGGAGGAGUCGGAGGGCGAAGCAUCCAGUGUGUCUCAAGCUGCAGCUUUUCCUGAGCUCCAAACUGCUGCUGACUACGAGGUGGAGGACUGGGACAAAGAAUUGGAGGAUUCUGAACUUAAUCCGUAUGAUGCCGGCGAUCUCCCCUGUGGAAGCUUUCAGGAGAAUAAUCUUUUGGCCUUGUAUUCGUGGCAAGAGGAUUCGAUGUACAAUCCAGGGUGUUACCAUGCAGCUUCUAUUACUUUUACAUCACCUGUUAGGAUCAUUGAGACUGGCCAGUUUGAUGAUGCUGAAGAAUAAGGUUGCCCCUGGGCAGAACUAAGUUUGGCCUUUGAGUUGGACUGUAUUCUUCUGUGAUUAGUGUCAAGCGUUUUGGCUUCUUGGCAGAGUUAUGUAUAAGGUCAAACAUGCUGCACCAUUGCUGAGAUUUUUCUCAGACUUUUCCUGACGUUUGUAUGAGAUGGUCAUGCUUGACCUCCAGAAACCAAAGUGCAGGUGCUGGUUAUAAGUUGUUUGGUUCUGGACUGUUCUUUGAGUCUUACAGCUUUAUAUUGUUGGUAAUUAACUGCUUGGGAGGAAGUAUUUCUAAACAUCAACUUGAUUGUGAAGUUUAACCAAUUUUAUCAUAGGCUGGUGUAUCAGCCUAUGUAUUGUGCAACUUUCUUUCCAUUGCAUUUGAUGCUACUGAAUUGGUUCAAAUAGCUUUAAAAAACUCUUCCUCCUUUCAACUUUUGUAUUGCAAUUUUAUAUGCCAGUUUCUCGCUUCAUGUCUUACUCUGUUAUUUGACAAAAGUAGCCAUGACACAUACAGAAAAAAAAAAAUCAUUUUGUAUUUUGAAUGCCUUUCAGUAUGAAUGAGUUAUAGGUUAGGCGGGCCUGUUGCACCCAAUAAGAACGCUGGGUGUUGUGGAUGUAAUUAGAUUUAAUGGCUGAUCACUUAAGUAAUGCUUCAUGUUUCAUUAAUAACUUUUCAAGAAAGAAACCUUUUUAAGAUGUCAUGGUUUGAUAUUGGUUGAUAGUGAAGCACAAUACCCAUGUUGGUUUAUUCUCUGGCAAGAAGUUAACAUUGAG